Molecule: messenger RNA, 429 nt
Organism: Spodoptera littoralis (African cotton leafworm)
Lineage: Eukaryota; Metazoa; Arthropoda; Insecta; Lepidoptera; Noctuidae
Source: the annotation of a GenBank genome assembly
AUGCAUAAGCCGUGUUCUAAAAUCGACUCUGAGGACGACUUUGGCGAGGACUAUUAUAAUAUGGUCCUCCCCGACAUGGAGGAGGCGCUACUAAAUUUAGAAAAUUUCAUGACAACCGCUGAGACUAACAACAACGAACAAGCGUAUGAGGCCGUGCUAGAAAUAAUCCACAGUAUCGUCGAAUAUACAAGGAAUUCCAAUAACGCUUAUAAAUUCAUUAAAGCUAAAGGAAUAGAUAGAGUUAUUCCUCUGUGCCUCAAGUCACAUAACGAUCAAGUAAAAUCUCGUACACUUAUAUUCAUGAAAAGUCUAUUCGAUAUAGCUCCGACUACUGUGUCCGCUUCUAUGCCAAUUGUGAUAGUAGACUUAAUACUAGAUAUAUUCGAAAAUGGCAAUCUAGCUUUGAAAGCCCACGCCGUGGACGUAUGA